AUGGGCUCUGAAUUGUAUCCCCUCCGGCGGUCUGGUAUCUACUGCAACCUGCCCUCGUUCGACCCGAGUCUCAAGAACUUGAGCGCAAUUGUCGUUGGCGCCACAGGAAUCUCGGGGUUCAAUACCAUUCGGGCAUUGCUGGACGUACCGGGACGCUGGUCGACCAUCUACGCCAUCUCCCGCAGUCCAUUCGGCGACGAAAUGCUAUCCCUUUUCUCUCCAGAGCAGAGAGCUUGCAUCAAGCAUGUUUCCGUCGACCUGACUGGUUCUGGGAAGGGUAUUGGCGCCAGCCUCAAGGAUGCUGGGGUGAAUGCGAACUAUGUUUUCUUCUACGGCUACAUCCACCCCUCAGGCGUGUCAGCUAUGGACCCCCAGGCAGAGGAGCAGAUGGCCAAGACGAACGUCCCUCUGUUCAACAACUUCCUGGACGCGCUUUCCGUUGCUAACAUCAGGCCGAAGCGUAUCCUCUUACAGACCGGUGGGAAAAACUACGGUGGACAGAUCGGACGUGCUCGGACUCCCUACGUCGAAUCGGAUCCGCAGCCAAAGCAUCUCUCGAUCAACUUUUAUUACAAACAAGAAGAUGCCCUCAAGAGUUACUGCUCGGCACAUCCUGAAUGUUCUUGGUCAGUGAUUCGUCCGUUCGGAGUCAUCGGAGCUGUUCCCAGCGCCGGCAUGAACACGUUCCUGCCCUUCGCAGUCUUAGCGUCUGUAUCGGCAGCCAAAGACGAGCCAGUCUUCUUCGGAGGCGACAUUUCCGAGUGGCAAUAUGAGGCGCUGCACUCGACAUCCAUCCUAACCGGCUUCCUUAGCGAAUGGGCGGUCCUCGAAGACAAGUGCAAAAACCAGGCCUUCAACUCGAGUGACGGUAGUCCUCUCACGUGGGACAGAUUCUUCGAAGAACUAGUUCGAUGGUACGACGUGAAGAAGGGCAUUGAGGGCCCUCAGAUGGACCACAACAAAUUCCAGGUCACGCAACUCGCGGGCGGACAAGACGCACCGCUUGGCUACGGACCUCCGCCUGCCAUCAAGUUGUCUCGCACUCUUGCGGAGUGGGCUCAAGACUCGAGUAACGGGGAGACGUGGAAACGCAUGAUGGACGAAUCCGAAGGCAAGCUGAAGGUAAACGUCUUCCAAUCGGGCAUGGAUGUGUUUAUGGGAGAUUUUGCCUACUACAAGAUCGGACAACCUUCGUCAGCCAAAGUCCGCAGGUUCGGGUUCUGUGGGUUUGUGGAUACUCUGGAGAGCGUGUUCCAAAUGUUCCAGGACAUGGCGAAAAUGCGGGUGCUUCCGGCGCCCAAGGUCGAUGCUGCGAGGCCCAUGGUCUGA
Molecule: messenger RNA, 1329 nt
Organism: Saxophila tyrrhenica
Lineage: Eukaryota; Fungi; Ascomycota; Dothideomycetes; Mycosphaerellales; Extremaceae
Exons: 2
Coding region: 1-1329 (442 amino acids)
Source: RefSeq, a predicted model, not a curated record